AUGACCAUAAGGCUGUUCAGAUAUGCUCUUCCGCGCUCAGUUCCCUCUCGUUUUGUUGGUCAUCCUUUCAAAUUCUCUUCAAGAUUCAUAUGCUCCGAGAAUAACCUUGUUACAUUGGUAGACCCAGAACUGAGAUUCCCAGAAAAUGAAUCUUUUCAACAAGAAAAGAAGAUGGUUAUCUCCAAAGAUGAGAUUAGUAAGUUUUCAGAUGAUGCUUUCUUGGUUAUAAAUGCAAUAAGGAAGGGUAAUGAUGGGUUUGGAGAGAGAACUGAGAGAGUUGUUAGGCAUUUUAGGGAAAAGCUCAACCCUGGUUUAGUGGUUGAUGUGUUAAGAAAUAUACAGAACCCUGAACUGGGUGUUAAGUUUUUUAUGUGGGCUGGUAGACAAAUUGGCUAUGUGCAUAAUGCAUCAGUUUAUGAUGCUUUGUUGGAUGUAAUAGGGUGUGAUGUCCCAUUACAUUUUGUUCAAGAUAUAGGAAAAGAUGAUAGGGAAGUGCUUGGCAAGUUGCUUAAUGUGUUGAUAAGCAAGUGUUGCAGGAAUGGGUUGUGGGAUUUAGUUGCAGGUGUUUCUGCAAGUAAAUAG
Molecule: messenger RNA, 582 nt
Organism: Nicotiana attenuata
Lineage: Eukaryota; Viridiplantae; Streptophyta; Magnoliopsida; Solanales; Solanaceae
Product: pentatricopeptide repeat-containing protein At1g06710, mitochondrial-like
Exons: 2
Coding region: 1-582 (193 amino acids)
Source: RefSeq, a predicted model, not a curated record